Messenger RNA from Closterium sp. Naga37s-1, 1332 nucleotides. The record is from the annotation of a GenBank genome assembly. NCBI's taxonomy places the organism in Eukaryota, Viridiplantae, Streptophyta, Zygnematophyceae, Desmidiales, Closteriaceae.
AUGGUAAUUGCUGGUGCUGUCGAGCCGUCGCCAGAGCGCGCUGCCGCCUGGUCGGCUGUGGUCGCCAAGCCCCAGUCGGGCCCCAAAAAGUCUGGCCCGUCUGCCCCUGUUGCUGCUCCGUCCGAUCCGGCUGCUGCCGCUGUUCCCCUGGCUCCUCCUUUUGCGGCGCCAGCGUCUGUCCCUGCUGGGGUUGUUGCUGUUCCUGAUGUCUCUGUCCCUGUCGCACCUGUUGUGUUGCCUGCCGCCGACCCCGUUGCGCCGGCUCCGUCCUCUGCGUUGUCACCGCAGGCGGCGUCCGCCACCACUGGCGGCCCGGCUCCGUUGGUUGCGCCCUCUGCGGCAGUCCAGUCUGCACCUGCUGUGAUGCCGAUGGCCCCGGUGGGUCAGCCGUCGCGCCUUCCGUCGCCGGACCGCCGCCUGUCUCGCCCCCAUUCUCCCGCACUCCACCAGGAGCGCGAGUCGUCGCGGCGUCGGCGCGAUUCUCCCCGGCGCUAUCAUCAACAGUCCCAGUGGCCUGCUCACACCGGCGGUCGUGGUGGCUGGAGGGGUCCCCGCGGACGCGGAGGUGGUGGGGCGUACCGCCCGCCCGUGACGAUGGCGGAUCUUCAGUGGGAAGUGUCGAAAGCAGUGCGCGAGGAGAGGGCCGCACAGUGCCAGAGCAGUUCGAUGCACGCCUCGCCAGCCCACGCGGCUCCACGUCAGGCUGCGCUCCCCUCGGAUCCACUGCCUGCUGCUGCACCCCCUCCGCAGGUUCUAGCCCCAUCGCUUCCUGCUCCCGCUGCCUUGGCACCUGCUCCUGGAGCGCGCCUUCGUCUGCCGUCGGUUCCGCCUGUGGCGGGAUUGGAAUUUGUGGCCGCAGGAGGAGGAGCGGCGGGGGCUCGGUAUUCUCCUCACGUCGCUGGUGGAUCGGCGUUUCUUGCUGCCGAUGAGCCGUUUCAUUUCCUGGCGGAGGCACUUCAGCCUCCUCAGACACGUGUUCCUGAGGCGACGCUCGGCCAGCUCUCCCGCCUCGCGGAGAGCCUUCAUGCGCUGCUGUUGAUUCAGGUGCUUGCUCAUGCGUCUCUCCCCGCAAUUCCCGUAGAGACGUUUCAUGACCGUCCGCGUGAGACGUGCUUGGAUGCCGCGGACCAGCUCGCACUGCUCCUGGGGCCCGUGUUGGCUGCGCCCGCAGAGGGUGGCGCUGCGGCUGUGGGACAGCUUGACGAGGCUGUCCGGGGUUUGAGGCGACACUUGCGCGCAGAUUCUGGAGCUGGCACAAGCACGCUUGUGGUCCGGGAGCUGUGGCGGACGUUGACGGGCGUUCUUCACGCCCUUGGAGCUCAUCGCAUGUAG